CUUUCUCUCUCUCUCUCUCUAUCAAAGCGUAUGUCUUGCAAAAAGUGGAGAAGAGAACGAUACUCGGACAAUCCAAAGAGCUAAAGCAAAGCACCUUAAAAAGGUUGAAGUAUCCCAAAACCAUCACCACCCAGUGAAACAAAUCCCAAAUCCCAACACACAAAACCCCCUCCCUCUCUCUCUCUCUCUCUCUCUCUCUCUCUCUCUAGAAUUCGAAAUGGGACUCUGUUUCACAAAGGGAUUCUGUUUCAGAAAAUCCCAUGAAAUCCCAAUCUCCUCCUCCUCCUCCUCAGACUACUCUCCUCCUCAUGACUAUCGUCCCAUACCCAUUAAAUCCAAAGAACCAAUUAUAAACCCAACAUUCCAAACAGCCCCUUAUUCGAACACGACUAUGCCUAAAACUUCAUCAUCAUCAUCAUCAUCAUCUUCUUCACAGAUUGGACCGAUUCUGGGCAAACCCUAUAUUGAGGUAACCGAACUCUAUGAUCUUGACAAAGAAUUGGGGAGGGGUCAGUUUGGGAUUACUUAUCUGUGUACAGAGAAAACCACAGGGUUGAAGUAUGCAUGUAAGUCCAUUUCGAGGCGAAAACUGGUGAGCCAAAAGGACAUUGAGGAUGUGAGGAGGGAGAUUUUGAUGCUACAGCAUUUGAAUGGGCAGCCCAACAUUGUGGGAUUCAAGGGUGCUUAUGAGGACCGGCAGAAUGUGCAUUUGGUGAUGGAGGUUUGUUCGGGGGGUGAGCUUUUCGACCGGAUCACCGCCAGAGGGAAUUAUUCGGAGAAAGAAGCCGCCGGGAUUGGCCGCCAGAUUGUGAAUGUGGUACAUGUGUGUCAUUUUAUGGGGGUGAUGCAUAGGGACUUGAAGCCUGAGAACUUCUUGCUGGUGAGUCGCGACGAGGAUGCUCCCCUCAAGAUCACCGAUUUCGGACUCUCUGUUUUCAUUGAGGAAGGAAAAAUUUAUAAGGACAUCGUUGGAAGUGCGUACUAUGUGGCCCCAGAGGUGUUGCGUCGGAACUAUGGCAAGGAGAUUGAUGUAUGGAGUGCUGGAGUCAUUUUAUACAUUCUCUUAUGUGGAGUGCCUCCAUUCUGGGCUGAGACUGAGAAGGGCAUUUUUCAAGCAAUUCAAGAAGCUCGAGUUGACUACGUGAGCUCACCGUGGCCUUCUAUAUCUGCUCCUGCAAAGGAUCUGAUCAAGAAAAUGUUAACGAUGGAUCCCAAAAAGCGGAUUACUGCUGCCCAAGCCCUUGAACAUCCGUGGCUUAAAAAAGAUGGCGAAGCAUCGGACAAGCUUAUUGAUAGUGCUGUUCUAAUCAGGAUGAAGCAAUUCAGAGCAAUGAAUAAGCUGAAGAAGCUUGCUCUAAAGGUCAUUGCUGAAAAUCUCUCAGAAGAAGAAAUCAAGGGCUUGAAACAAAUGUUCAAGAACAUGGACACUGAUGGAAGUGGUGCAAUCACAUACGACGAACUCAAAACUGGCUUAUCUAGGUUGGGAUCCAAACUUACUGAAGCAGAACUACAACAGCUGAUGGAGGCUGCUGAUGUUGACAAGAAUGGGACUAUUGAUUACUCUGAAUUCAUUACAGCUACGAUGCACCGUCAUAAACUUGACAAAGAAGAGAAUUUGUACAAGGCUUUCCGGUAUUUUGACAGGGAUGAAAGCGGGUUCAUUACAAGAGAUGAGCUGAGACAUGCCAUGGCACAAUAUGGUAUGGGGGACGAGGCUACUAUAGACGAAGUUAUUAAUGAUGUGGAUACUGAUAAAGUAAUUAAUUAUCUCAUAAGCAUGAUGGGAGAAUUAAUUAUGAAGAAUUUGUAGCCAUGAUGAGGAAGGGAACGCUUGAUACUGAUGGGUCACAAUCGCAGAAUUAAUUGCUUGCACCAUGUCAAAAUAAAUAAUAAAAAACAAAAACCCAAGCUAUUUGGGUUUCACAAGUUGCUUCAAGUUGAUUUUUAUCUUGUCCAUUUCUCUCCUGUAUUUAUGAUGUAUGUGCUGUUCAUAGAGAAAAAUAAACAAUGUAUAUGCAGUUUUUGAGGUUAAUAAACUGCCUUAACUCAAAAAGAGUUGGCUUUAGAGAC
Cornus florida is the source of this 2070-nucleotide messenger RNA. RefSeq names its product calcium-dependent protein kinase 29. The transcript has 8 exons. Lineage: Eukaryota; Viridiplantae; Streptophyta; Magnoliopsida; Cornales; Cornaceae. Gene Ontology annotation, biological process: intracellular signal transduction; peptidyl-serine phosphorylation; protein autophosphorylation. Gene Ontology annotation, cellular component: nucleus; cytoplasm. Gene Ontology annotation, molecular function: calcium/calmodulin-dependent protein kinase activity; calcium-dependent protein serine/threonine kinase activity; calcium ion binding. The coding region runs from base 218 to 1810 and encodes 530 amino acids. The record is from RefSeq and is a predicted model, not a curated record.